GCCAACCACGUGGUUUUGUUAUUACAGGAAGUGAAGAUGGCCGCUCAGUCGUUUCUCUCCGAGUCGGCUCUCGGCUGGUCUAUUUUCACCUUUGUACUUUUGGUCAUCCUCGCUUUCUGUUGGGUCUACAUUCGCAAAUUUCAAAGUCGCCAAGAAAGCGAAGUUGUUUCAACCAUCACAGCAAUAUGCGCACUGGCCAUUGCACUAAUAUCUUCAGCACUUCUACCAGUGGAUAUUUUCCUUGUCUCCUUCAUGAAGUACCCAAAUGGCACAUACAAGGAAUGGGCAGCAAACAAUGAGACAAGAGCACAGAUUGAGGACACAGUCCUGUAUGGAUAUUACACACUCUACUCCAUCAUUCUGUUCUGCGUCUUUUUAUGGAUCCCUUUUGUUUAUUUCUACUAUGAAGAAAGAGAUGAUGAAAACGUCAACACAUGCUCGCAAGUCAAAAACGCUCUGAAGUACACAGUUGGAUUUGCCAUUGUCUGUGUGGCGCUGCUAUUAAUUGGAGCAUUUGUUCCACUUGAGCCUCCACCGCAAAAGAAUGCCACCCAGUGGGAGAAAGUUCAAUACCUUUUUGAAGAGCUAGGCAGUGGCCAUGGUCUAACUGCUCUGGCUUUCUCCAUCAGCUCAUUGACCUUGAUUGGGAUGCUGGCAGUGAUCACUUACACAGCAUACGGUAUGUCUGUGUUGCCUUUGAAUCUGAUAAAAGGCACACGGAGUGUGGCUUAUGAACGCCUGGAGAACACAGAGGACAUUGAUGAUGUCGAGCAUCAGAUCGAGAAGCUGAAAUCCAAGUGUAAAGAUGGCCGCCCCUUGUCAUCAAGAGACAGAAACAACCUGCAGGAGCUGGAAGGCAAGCUGCAGGUUCUCCGACGCAGAGGGAGGCACCUGGAAAUUGCAGAGAGGACCUGCUGCAACAAAGUCGGCAGCGCUCUUAGACCUUUCAAGAUAAUAUUGGGCAUUUUCUUCAUCCUGGUUGCUUUGCUGUUCACUGUUGCCCUGUUCAUUUCAAAUUUGGAUAAAGCUCUGCACUCUGCUGGAAUCAGCUCUGGAUUCAUAAUCUUUGGUACCAAUCUAACCAAUCCUUUGAAUGAACUUCUAUUAACCUUACAACCUGUUUUUCCGUUGGAUUACAUCCUGAUUACAAUCAUCACAAUGUAUUUUGUCCUCACGUCCAUGGCUGGUAUUCGCAACAUGGGUAUCUGGUUCUUCUGGAUAAGGCUCUACAAAAUCCGGCCUAAAAAAACCCGUCCACAGGCUCUCCUCUUCCUCUGCAUGAUUCUUCUCUUGAUUGUUCUCCAUACCAGCUACAUGAUCUACAGUCUUGCCCCUCAGUACGUCAUGUAUGGCAGCCAGAAAUAUCUCUUACAGAAUCCCUCAUCAGGCCUUACGUCGGGGAAUGCUUCUUUUGGCACGACAAGGGUCUGUGAUGCCGACGCGCCCGAGGACCAGUGCAUUGUGACAAGAUCCUACCUUUUCCUUCACAAGUUUUGGUUCUUCAGUACCAUCUACUACUUUGGUAACUGGGCCUUUAUUGGGGUGUUCCUCAUCGGGCUCGUGGUGUCGUGCUGUCGAGGGAAGAAGUCUGUGAUUGAAGGCGAGGUGGAGGCCGAUGACUCAGACGUCAGCGAUGAUGAAUAUGUGCACUGAGGUUCAAUAUUGUAACACGCACACACACAGCACAUCUCGCCAUAACUUAAAGGAGGAAGCUUCUAAGUACAAUUUGGCGUGUCAUUAAUUCCUCCUCUGUUUGUUAUUGUGCUUCGAAACAAUAUUACCAUAGAUUUAAAACGAGCAUUUGUCAUUUGCCGAGUACUUUCAAGAACAGGGUUUGCUGAAGUUUUUCAACUCAAGACUCAAAUGUACACAGUGCAUCGCUAUCCCGUGGGCAUAUAUUUAAACUCACUUGCACACUUUAGUACAUUAAACAUGAAUUGAUAAAUGCUUUAAAAAGAAAUAGGGAGGCUGCUACCUUUUUAAAUAAUGCCUGUUCUAAUAACCCUUUCAAAAACCGAAUAGUCAUGUGGCUUUUUCUUUAACUGCUGUAAGAAAAGUGUAUUUUUAAAAUGUGAAUGAAAUACUGUACAUUGGUAUUUAAUCGCCCCUCUUUAAUGGAAAGUAUUAUGCAUGUCAUAUUACAACGUGCCCAUUUUACGUUUCAUACUUCAUGAACUUGGUCUCGUUACAAGAGAAGAAAAAUCAAGAAUAUUCCCUAAGUUUAUUGCACUGAAUGUCUUCAUCUUUUUAUUAUGAUUUUAUUCCAUUCAAAGCAAAUAGUGCAUCAUUGUGAUGUACAAAAAAGAGCAGCCACUCAUUGAGUUACUACAUAAAUUAUGAUCAUGAUGGGAAAGUGCCUGAUGAAUAUAAAUGCAAUGAAGGGCACAUAAGCUGUUUUCUUUAAGAGAAAUUAUCCAAAUGAUUAUAAUAUUGUGUAUUUAGCAUUAAACGGUACAUAUAUUUAAAGAAAUAAAUGCUUCUGAAA
Messenger RNA from Entelurus aequoreus (snake pipefish), 2485 nucleotides. It is a transcript of the gene lmbrd1, whose product is annotated as LMBR1 domain containing 1. NCBI's taxonomy places the organism in Eukaryota, Metazoa, Chordata, Actinopteri, Syngnathiformes, Syngnathidae. The record is from RefSeq and is a predicted model, not a curated record. Gene Ontology annotation, cellular component: vacuolar membrane. Gene Ontology annotation, biological process: protein localization to vacuole. The coding region runs from base 37 to 1653 and encodes 538 amino acids. The transcript has 16 exons.